AAGUAAUCUUCCCCUCAAACUUUCAGAGGCAGCCAAGCUUGAGAAAAACAUAUCAACGGAGAGUAAGCCCGAUAUGGUUGAAGUCUUACAUAAUCGCACCGCUCACCUCUUCCCCUUUGCGCGUUGGCCCAUGAAUUCACCGGCCUUCAGCGCGUCGUCGACAAACAUCAUGACCUCCUGGACACCCCAGCCAGCUGCUUUACAGGACAUCCUCCAAACGAUCCAUGAAUCAACCGAUUCGCAGAAUACUCAAGUUCAGCGCGCAAUUACUCAUAAACUGAACUCUUUUACACGCGCGCCGGACUACAUAGCCUAUCUUGCAUACAUCUUGGCCUGUUUGACCCAAGAGGAGGAACGAAUUCGAACCAUUGCAGGCUAUCUCCUCAAGAAUAACGCUCCUCUCAUUCACAGGGCCUCUCCAGAUGUUGUUGCGUUUGUCAAAACGGGAGUACUUCAGGCGUUCAAUGAUUCUGCCACCAUGAUUCGUAAUGCUGCUGGACAGGACAUUGUCGCCUUCUUGGGCAUACUCGAACCGAGGAAUUGGCCGGAGUGUCUUCAGCACUUAGUAAAUGCAUUGGAUUCGAGUAGUUUGGACCAACAAGAGGCUGCUUUCAAUGUCCUCGAGAAAGCUUGCGAAGACUAUCCUCGCAAACUCGAUGUCGAAAUCAAUGGCACUUGGCCGUUGGAAUACAUGAUUCCCAAGUUCCUUCAACUCUCCGAACACCCUUCAUCCAAAAUGCGUUCACAUGCGAUCGCCUGUCUCUCGUACUUCGUACCCAUCGGGUCCCAAGCGUUGUUUGCACACAUCGAUACCUUUAUUGCGUCUCUUUUCAAACGGGCUUCGGAUGAAGACCCUUCUGUGCGCCGACACGUCUGUCAAGCACUUGUCUUACUCCUUGCGUCUCGCCCGGAGAAGCUUAUGCCCGAAAUGGCUAAUGUUGCAGAGUACAUGCUAUACUCCACCAAGGACAAACACGAGAAUGUCGCUCUGGAAGCUUCGGAAUUCUGGCUCACGUUUGCCGAGGAUCCGGAGUUGGCACCCUACCUCCAACCGCUUCUGCCGAAGGUGGCUCCCGUGUUGCUGGACUGUAUGGUAUACGGCGAAGAUGACCUUCUUUGGCUCGAAGGCGAUCUCGAAGAUGCUGCCGUACCUGAUCGGGAGGAAGACAUUAAACCCCGACAUUAUGGUGGUAAGACGCAUGCUUACGAACGUGAUACCAACGGCGAUGGCACAGUUGCCAAGACUCGUACUGGUGCCUACGGCGAGGAGCUCCAGGAUGAAGAAGAUGAAGAGUUUGAUGACGAUGAUGACUCAGACUUCGCGGAGGAGAUGUCAACCGAAUGGAACCUGCGUAAAUGUGCAGCUGCUGCACUUGAUGUGCUUGCCGUCCGAUUUGGGAAUGAGUUGUUGACUGUGCUGCUCGACCCUCUCAAGGUCAAACUUUGGAAUGAGGAUUGGUUGCAGAGAGAAAGCGCCGUCUUAGCUUUGGGUGCAAUGGCUGAAGGUUGCAUUGAUGCCAUUGAGCCUCAUCUUCCGACUUUGAUUCCAUAUCUGAUAGCGCAGCUGAAUGAUACUAAGCCUCUCGUGCGUUCCAUAACAUGUUGGACACUGGGCAGAUACGCGGGCUGGUGUACUCAGCCAAUCUCAGAAGAACACAGGAACAUGUUCUUCAUCCCCACUUUGGAAGGCCUUUUGCGUAUGGUCCUCGACAACAACAAGCGCGUUCAAGAAGCGGGGUGUAGUGCAUUCGCCACGCUCGAAGAAGACGCGGGUCUUGAACUGAUUCCUUACUUGGAGCCUGUCCUACGGAACCUCGUUGUCGCCUUCGACAAAUAUCAGCACAAGAAUAUGCUCAUAUUGUACGAUGCGGUUGGUACACUUGCUGAUUCCGUGGGCCCCGCAUUGCAAAAUCCAACCUACGUGGACAUUUUAAUACCACCUCUGUUGAAAAAGUGGUCGAUUCUCAAGGACGAUGAUGACGAUCUUGUUCCUUUAUUAGAGUGUCUUGCUUCGGUUACCAUUGCUAUGGGACCUGCCUUCCUACCCUAUUCCGGGCCGAUCUUCGAACGAUGUGUCACAAUCGUGCACACUUCACUUUUGCAAUACCAAGCUUACCAGCAGAAUCCAGAAAUGGAUGAGCCAGAUCGCGCAUUCCUGGUCGUUGCAUUAGACUUGCUGUCCGGCCUAACGCAAGGUCUUGGAAUGAGUUUGGAGCCCCACAUCACCCGCAGUCAACCCAAUUUGCUCGAGCUGGUAGCAGUGUGCCUCAAACAUCCCCAGGCACCGGUUAGGCAGUCAGCGUAUGCCCUUGUGGGCGAUCUGGCGAUGAACAGUUUCAUACUUUUGCGUCCCCAUAUGCCCAGCAUCAUGCAGGAAUUAAUCGCACAACUGGACCCAGAACCGAAAUUCGAGUUUAUUAGUGCAUGCAAUAAUGCGGCUUGGUCGGUUGGCGAAGUCGCCUUGCGUUAUGGGCGAGAUGAUCCUGAGUUCAGACAAUGGGUCCACCCCCUGAUUUCACGUCUGAUUCCAAUCCUUUUGCAUCCCAAGGCUCCUCGUAGCCUCCAUGAGAACGCCGCCGUGUCCAUAGGUCGCAUAGGAUUGAUGCAUCCUGACCUAGUAGCGCCUUUACUCCCUGACUUCGCCCAAGCGUGGUGCCAAGCUUUGUACGAAAUCCGCGAUAACGAAGAGAAAGAUUCUGCUUUCCGUGGGCUGUGCACUCUCGUCCAGGCCAACCCGGCUGGUAUUGCCAAGAGUUUACUUUGGUUCUGCAACGCCAUCGUCAAAUGGAAUCAUCCCUCGCAAGAGCUUAAUGCUAUGUUCCAAGCUCUAUUGAUCAGCUUCAAACAACAUGAUGCUGCGGGAUGGGCUGCCCAGGUUUCGCAAUUCCCGGCUGCAAUCCAAGAGCGACUCGCCCAACGAUAUGGCGUAUAGAAGCCGAAUGCAAUAUCUCUAUCAUGACCAACGGUGUAACAUGGCUAUCGUAUAAUUGCAAGUGUAUCAAUUCCCCUCAUAUCUCUGUGCUCUCCAUGCUAUUGUCUUCGUCGUCAGACAUUCAUCUUCUCCCUGUUUUUUUUUUUGGAACCCCUUUUAGUAGUGUAGUAUUUCGCAUCACUCGUUCAUUACUUUUGCUUGUUUGAUUGUUCGCUUCUUUGAUUUGGCAAUAAAUGUCUCUAUGCGACUUGACUCC
Somion occarium is the source of this 3188-nucleotide messenger RNA. Lineage: Eukaryota; Fungi; Basidiomycota; Agaricomycetes; Polyporales; Cerrenaceae. The record is from the annotation of a GenBank genome assembly.